Messenger RNA from Zea mays, 924 nucleotides. RefSeq lists its product as uncharacterized. Gene Ontology annotation, molecular function: protein-disulfide reductase activity. Gene Ontology annotation, cellular component: thylakoid. Gene Ontology annotation, biological process: plastid organization; cell redox homeostasis. NCBI's taxonomy places the organism in Eukaryota, Viridiplantae, Streptophyta, Magnoliopsida, Poales, Poaceae. The record is from RefSeq and is marked validated.
UUUCCACGGAGCCUUCCGGAUAGGAUUUGUCUCCCCUCCACUGCGCCUCUCCGUUUCCGCCAUGGCUCCGGCCGCCGCCUUCCUGUCGGCGUGCGCCGCUGGUUCCAUUCCCCGUGCGCCCUUCCUGAUCCCGAGGCCUCUUCUUCUCCCAAUUCCGCUCUCCCCUGCGCGCUGGGACCGCUCCCGCAGCUGCAGCCUCUUUGGCGUAGGCGCCAACACUCGCCGCGCGCCAACCCUUCGACGGAACGCCUCCACGGAGACGGUGGUUCCCUACGUGCCGGGCUCUGGCAAGUACAUAGCGCCGGACUACCUCGUGAAGAAGGUGUCAGCCGAGGAGGUGCAGGAGCUGGUGAGGGGGCAGAGGAAGGUGCCGCUCAUCGUUGACUUCUACGCGACCUGGUGCGGGCCCUGUGUUCAGAUGGCGCAGGACAUCGAGAUGCUUGCAGUUGAGUAUGAGGACAAUGCCCUGUUUGUGAAGGUGGACACAGAUGAUGAAUAUGAAUUUGCAAAAGACAUGCAGGUAAGAGGGCUUCCGACCCUUUACUUCUUCAGUCCAGACCAAAACAAAGAUGCCAUACGCACCGAGGGGCUAAUUCCUAUGGAUAUGAUCAGAAACAUCAUUGACAACGAGUUAUGACAGCUGAUAGAUCACUGUAUUAGGAACAUAGGCAAUGUUUUAUCUUUGUAGCAGAAAAUUUUUUGUCAUGAGGCUAAGCAUUACCGCUAGGUGCUAGUUUGUGUGCUUGAUGUUUUCUUUUGCUCCAAUGGUAGGUUUCAUCUGUGCAAAUCCAUUCUGCUGUUUCUGUAUCGUGUUGUUUAUUCUCAUCAAACUCUAGGUUGUGUCGUGCUGUUGUCGGUUAGGCCUGUGUGACCAUUUUCAUCCCUCGAAUGAUAAGAUGGCUUUGGCUCAGAUUGGUCCUCAAA